This is a messenger RNA of Aspergillus steynii IBT 23096, 809 nucleotides long. RefSeq lists its product as uncharacterized. The record is from RefSeq and is a predicted model, not a curated record. Lineage: Eukaryota; Fungi; Ascomycota; Eurotiomycetes; Eurotiales; Aspergillaceae. Bases 1 to 675 code for a protein of 224 amino acids. The transcript is spliced from 3 exons.
AUGGCCGAGGCUGCUUCGAUCAGCACCCGCGAUGUUCAAAAUCUAGUCAAUGGCGAUAUCAAGGGUGACCAGAUAACAAGGGAUAAAAUCGGGGGUGACUACGUCACAGGAGACAAGUUCAUAGUCGAGAUACACAACAUUUCUUCCAAUUUGCCAAUAGCUAGCCAGCAUCUUGAUAAGAAUAAAGAAACUGCAAUCCACGGAGACCGCCAAAGGAUAUUACAGCUUCUUUGCAGCCUGCUUCAAGCAGAACUGCAGGGCACGCGCCUCAUAGCGGGCAAUGAAGGGAUCCGCGCCUUGGAAAAGUUUCAUACAUUGCACUACAUCGGUACUCUCGACACAAGAAAAAGCGGGUGCGAAAUGCGCUUCUCGGAUAUUUCACCGGUCAUCGCCACAUCUGCGCUGGGAGACCACAAAGCAACUCUUCACGCCUAUGCCUCGAUGCGCAAAAUCCGUCAGCGGAAUGAAAGCAUUCAAUUGAAUAUUUUGCGGGACUCUCCACGGCUGCAACAAUGGAUAGUAGAGCCGUGUUCGUCGCUGGCCUUCAUCAAGAGCUCCUUUGCUACGCGUCACGCUCUGAGGGACUUUGCCGCUGAUAUCAUCCAAUUACUCCUCAAAAGGAAUGUCCCAGUUGUAUGGGCCCUUCAACCCAAGGGAGGAAAUUCCAAAGAGUAGACGGUGCUAGAUGUUCUGAAAGAGCUCGCGUCUCGGAUACUUCGGCAAAACCCCUCUAUGCUCAAUGAACGAUGUGCUUCACUUACUGCAGCUCGAUGUCGUGAUGCAUGCUCGAUGGACGACUGGUUUAGUAU